Molecule: messenger RNA, 2080 nt
Organism: Xyrauchen texanus (razorback sucker)
Lineage: Eukaryota; Metazoa; Chordata; Actinopteri; Cypriniformes; Catostomidae
Exons: 2
Coding region: 5-1939 (644 amino acids)
Source: RefSeq, a predicted model, not a curated record
UGCCAUGUACGAUGGCAUGAAGAAGGCUUUCGGCUCAAGCGUUACCAAGGUCGCGCCCAUAAGGUCCUCCUCGGGAGACAUUAUAACAGACCGGGGCAAACAGCUGGAGAGAUGGGUGGAACAUUACCAGGAACUCUAUGGAAGAGAAAACAUCAUCACUACCUCAGCAGUUGAGAACACCAACCUCCUGCCUGUCACGGAUGAACUGGAUGCUACCCCUUCUAUGGAAGAACUUUGUAAGGCCAUCGACUCUCUAGCCUGUAACAAAGCACCUGGCAGCGAUGGUAUUCCUCCAGAGCUCAUCAAGGCUGGGGCGAAGACCGUUCUUAUCCAUCAUUUGCAUGAGCUCCUUUUACAGUGCUGGGAAGAAGGAGCAGUGCCCCAAGACAUGCGUGACGCCACCAUCAUCACUCUCUAUAAAAAUAAAGGAGACCGUAGUGACUGUAACAACUACCGUGGAAUAUCCCUUCUCAGCAUAGUUGGAAAAGCCUUUGGCCGGGUAGUACUAAACAGGUUACAGUCGCUAGCAGAACGUGUAUAUCCUGAAGCUCAGUGUGGAUUCAGAGCAGGGAGAUCAACAAUUGACAUGAUCUUCUCACUGAGGCAGCUACAAGAGAAAUGUCGCGAGCAGAGGCGACCAUUGUACAUCGCCUUUAUCGAUUUGACUAAGGCAUUCGAUCUAGUCAGCCGGAAAGGCCUCUUCACCCUUCUGCAAAGAAUAGGAUGCCCCCACAAGCUCCUGAGGAUCAUCACUUCUUUUCAUGAUGAUAUGCAAGGCAUCGUCCAGUAUGAUGGCUGUUCCUCGGACCCAUUCCCUAUCAGAGGUGGAGUGAAGCAGGGCUGCAUACUCGCUCCAACGCUCUUCGGCAUUUUCUUUUCCUUGCUACUGACCCAUGCCUUUAGCAAAGCAGAAGAAGGCAUAUAUAUCUACACUCGAACCGAUAGAAACCUGUACAACAUUGCACGCCUCCAAGCAAAAACCAAGGUGCGUAAGGUUCUGAUACGGGAGAUGCUUUUUGCAGAUGACGCUGCCUUGACUGCACACUCUGAGGUAGCUCUACAGCAACUCAUCAACUACUUCAUGGAUGCCUGUAGAGAUUUUGGCCUCACCAUCAGUCUUAAAAAGACCAACAUAAUGGGCCAAGAUGUUAGCAGCAUCCCAAACAUCUCCAUUGCUGACUACACCCUUGAAGUGGUAGAUAACUUUACCUACCUUGGCUCUACCAUCUCCAGCAACCUCUCGCUGGAUGCCGAACUAAACACUCGGAUUGGAAAGGCAGCAGCAGCUAUGGCCCGCCUAGCAAAGAGAGCUUGGGAUAAUUCCAUGCUGACAAACCACACCAAGAUGAGGGUAUAUCAAGCUUGCGUGCUCAGUACUCUACUCUAUGGUAGUGAAGCAUGGACCCUGUACUCCCGGCAAGAACGCAGACUAAUGUUUGCAUUACUCUCCCAGAAACGCCUGCGCUGGCUAGGCCACGUCAGUCGCAUGCAGGAUGGUCGUAUACCCAAGGAUCUACUCUACAGCGAGCUUGCUACGGGCUCCAGACCUAUAGGAAGGCCUGUUCUUCGCUACAAAGACGUUUGUAAACGUGAUUUGAAAGCAGGCAACGUCAACCCAGCAGUCUGGGAAGUAGAAGCUGCAGAUCGCUGCAGAUGGAGGCAAGUGGUUAAAGCAAGCAUCAAGGUGUCUGAGAAGAAAAGAGAGCACGAGUGGGAAGAGCGGAAAAAGCACAGACGGCAGAGGGUUGCAUUAGCAGAUAUAGGACAAAUAGACCCAGGCACAUGCUACAUCUGCAGCAACUGCAAUUUUCUUGCCGCUCCAAAAUCGGACUGUACAGUCACAGCAGGCGCUGCAAACCAACCACAGAGACUCCUUGACGCAUAUUCCAUUGUCUCCAGAGACAGACGGAUGCCAAGAAGAUACAUUGUGAUCAGUUGAAUGCCACUUUUGAUCAUAUGAUUCCUCUAUUUCUUGGAGCCGAUCUGUUCUCAGCCACAGACAUUCGCAGUGAAAACCAUCCCAGAUACCAUGGCAAAUUUGCUAAGCGAGGACUAGCAACUAAACUGGUUUUCUCAUCAG